AUGACCAAGAUACUAACACAAACGAUGGUGUUGUUCAAUGGCAGCUUCGAUACGAAGCAACACACUCGACCGACUGUCCUCCGGGGCCUCCGGAACCUCCGAGCGGGUAUCGUCGUUGUUCUCCUCUUUAUUGACUCCCGCAGACCAAAAAAGAAACCAAAUGUCCUCCUUUUUCUAUCCCUUGCCUUUUCAUCUGGGAACCGAAUCCUUAUUUCCCCUGAUACUUUAUCGAUAUCUAUUCCCUACGCGCCUCGGGAAGUGAAGAAAGCCGGUGACAUCCUGGCCAGGGUUACAGUAUCUCUUCUCGCCCAUCAUGUGCUUCCAAUGUAA
This is a messenger RNA of Fusarium keratoplasticum, 330 nucleotides long. RefSeq lists its product as uncharacterized. NCBI's taxonomy places the organism in Eukaryota, Fungi, Ascomycota, Sordariomycetes, Hypocreales, Nectriaceae. The transcript has 2 exons. The record is from RefSeq and is a predicted model, not a curated record. Bases 1 to 330 code for a protein of 109 amino acids.